Messenger RNA from Brachypodium distachyon (stiff brome), 1682 nucleotides. RefSeq names its product acyl transferase 15. Lineage: Eukaryota; Viridiplantae; Streptophyta; Magnoliopsida; Poales; Poaceae. The transcript has a single exon. The coding region runs from base 126 to 1472 and encodes 448 amino acids. The record is from RefSeq and is a predicted model, not a curated record.
CGUUGUGCCCAAGACCGAGCAAUCUCGCGCUAACAUAUAAACUUGGUGGCUUUAGCCGGCCAACAUGAAUUGGAGAUACUCAGCACGAAAUUAACUCGCAAAUACACAGAUCCAAAGAAAAAAAAAUGAGCGUCUCGGUGAGCAAGUCCUCGCCGGUGGUUGUUCGGCCGUCGUCGGAACCGGCGACAUCCACGGCCGGCAACCUCCUCAAACUGUCCUCCUACGACAAGAAUCACAUGUGCAUUCCGGUCACAAUGUUCCUGGUGUUCGACAACCCGAUCAACGAGCCAGCCGAGACGAUAAAGAGUGCUCUGUCCCAGGCUCUCGUCCCCUACCUCCCGUUCUCCGGCCGCCUCGCCGCCGAGAACAACGCCGUCCACAUCACGUUUGGCGGCGACGAUCAGGGCGUGUCGUUCGUGGCCGCGGCCGCGAGCUGCGGUUUGAAGGAAGUCGAUCUCUCUGACCGGUCUUCGCCAUUGACUAGCACGCUGCUGGACGAGCUCGCCGUGUACUACCCGGCGGCGGCCUGCGGCUUCGGCGACCCGCUGCUGCUGAUGCAGGUGACGGAGUUCACCUGCGGCGGGUUCGUCGUCGGGGUGACGUGGAACCACGUCAUCGCCGACGCGGCUGGCAUGGGCCAGUUCCUGCGGGCCGUCGGCGAGCGGGCCCGUGGGCUGACGCUGGCGUCGUCCGUCGUUCCGGUCCGUUGGGACGCGGCCCUGAAAGCGGCCCCUCCUGCCGCCGCCGGUUUCGUGGAGCUCAUGAUGGGCCUCAAGCCCAUGGCGGACGUGGCCAUCCUUGACGUCACCGUCCCGUCCCGGCUGAUCGGCUCCGUCAAGGACGCCUUCCGCCGCCGCGGCAAGUCGCCGUGCACGACGUUCGAGGCUGUCGCGGCCGUGCUAUGGCGGUGCCGCACCCGCGCGAUCCUCUCCGGCAGCUCCUCAGAUUCAUCGGAAAUAAACCCCGUGGUGGCGCUCUAUUUCACGGUGAACGCCCGGAAUUACGCGGGGGCCAGAGAGGGCUACUACGGGAACUGCGUCACCGGGCGGUUCGUCGUGGCCACGGGCGGAACCGUGGCCAACGGUGACCUGGUCGACGUGGUGGAGAUGAUCCGGCGGGCCAAGGAGCAGAUCCCCGAGCAGUUCAAGGAAGGCGCCGGCAUUGGCAACGGCAACGACGGCGUUCGGCAGCAGCAGGUUAAUGUUGACGGUUUGGUUGGGUACAAUCUGUUUAUCGUUACGUGCUGGCGGAACCUCGGCGUCGACGAGGCGGAUUUCGGGGGAGGGAGGCCCGCGCGCGUGACGAGCCACACCAGGCAGGAGGUGACGGCGCCGGCCUGCGUGGCGUGCCCGCCGUUCCGUGGGAACGACGGGGCCAACGUUCUGUCCGGCUGCGUCAGGAAGGAGCACGCCGACGCCUUCCUCGCGGAAUUAGCGUUAAGCAGCAGGACGCCAGCACUACUUGAUUCAUGAUCUGAGUAGUAUUUUCUUUUCUUUUCUCUAGCUCUUUUUGUUCCUCUUGUCGUCAGCGUUUCUGUCCAGGCCCUACAUGUCUUCUCGACUAGGCAUGUACAAUGGUUGGUAAGACAAUUAGAAAAAACAGCAAAAUAAGUUGUACAAUGGGUUAUCUCUUAAUGUAUAUCAUAAAAUUAAUGCUUAAAUGAAUAAAAUUAACCAAAUAAA